This is a messenger RNA of Umbelopsis ramanniana AG, 514 nucleotides long. RefSeq lists its product as uncharacterized. Gene Ontology annotation, biological process: tetrahydrobiopterin biosynthetic process. Gene Ontology annotation, molecular function: 4-alpha-hydroxytetrahydrobiopterin dehydratase activity. The record is from RefSeq and is a predicted model, not a curated record. The transcript has 2 exons. NCBI's taxonomy places the organism in Eukaryota, Fungi, Mucoromycota, Umbelopsidomycetes, Umbelopsidales, Umbelopsidaceae. The coding region runs from base 99 to 473 and encodes 124 amino acids.
UCAUCCUCACUUUACGCAUGUCAACGUUUUUAUGGUACUUUUACAGCAUUUUGUAACUGCCAAAUAUUUUUCCCACCCUUCCUCCCAUCCUUCGUCUUAUGCUUGUUGCUACCUCUUGUAUAUUACGUUCAUACCCGUUAUAUACAACUCUUUUUCGUCGAAACAUGUCAAAAUUGUCCGAAUCGCAGCGUGAUACUUUGCUAAAGCCUCUGUUGGAUUCCAACGGCUGGGCCAUGGUUACUGAUCGCGACGCCAUUAAGAAAUCCUAUGUGUUUAGCGACUUCAACGAGGCAUUCGGAUUCAUGUCGCGAGUCGCUCUCCGAGCUGACAAAGUAGAUCAUCACCCGGAAUGGUUUAAUGUUUACAACAAGGUGGAGGUUACACUCUCCACUCAUGACUGCCAAGGCCUAUCGACCCGAGAUGUUGAUUUGGCCAAAUUUUGUGACAAGGUGGCCAAGGCUUCCAAGCAGUAGUUCUACGUUGUUGCAUAGUUUAGUGGUAUUUUUUUUUUGUA